This is a messenger RNA of Ziziphus jujuba (common jujube), 1320 nucleotides long. Its product is annotated as mediator of RNA polymerase II transcription subunit 10b. Bases 405 to 977 code for a protein of 190 amino acids. Gene Ontology annotation, biological process: positive regulation of transcription by RNA polymerase II. Lineage: Eukaryota; Viridiplantae; Streptophyta; Magnoliopsida; Rosales; Rhamnaceae. The record is from RefSeq and is a predicted model, not a curated record. Gene Ontology annotation, cellular component: mediator complex; chromatin. The transcript is spliced from 6 exons. Gene Ontology annotation, molecular function: transcription coregulator activity.
UUUAAUUUCCUAUAAUCAUAUAUGUAUUUUUAUGAAAAAUCAAAAAUCGAUUAGUUCCGUUUCCGCUAGCUCCUUGGGAAGCGUGGAAGCCGUAACGCUGUCAUUCGAUCUCAGAAGGCGUUGCCGUUUUGAGAACCACCACAUCCAGAUUCACCGUUCUAGCAAGCCGUUGCCGUUUUCAGAGUAAGGCAGAGUCGUGGUUGUUCCAUUUGCAAGCACUCAAAGCCUUGCUCCGUUGUCCGAUCUCGCAAUCCUCCCUCAUCCGCGGUUGUCUGAUAUCACGAGCCAUCCCCACUCGUCGUUGUUUAAUCUCACGGUCCUGAGCCGCCUCGAGUUAUCGUUGAUUGAUAGAAUAGAGGGAGGGAGAGGUAUAAUUGGUCAGGAUCACUAGAGUGGAUUUCCAGAUGGAUUCAUCGCAAAAUGCAACAGGAACUGGUGGAAGUGGAGGAAAUGGGAUUGUGAUACCUCAGGCUAAUGAUACGGCCACAGGAACAAAUGCUGUGGAUGAUCCAAAGCAGAACCUGAACCAGGUCAUUAACUCUAUCCAGAAAACUCUGGGUCUUCUUCACCAGCUCUACCUCACUGUUUCUUCCUUCAAUGCUGCCUCUCAGCUUCCCCUCCUCCAACGCCUCAAUUCUCUGGUUAUGGAGCUUGAUAACAUGGUUAAGUUGUCUGAGAAAUGCAACAUCCAGGUUCCCAUGGAAGUUCUUAAUCUGAUUGAUGAUGGAAAGAAUCCUGAUGAAUUUACAAAGGAUGUGAUAAACAGCUGUAUUGCAAAAAACCAGAUUACCAAAGGCAAAACUGAUGCCUUCAAGAGUUUACGCAAUCAUCUUCUAGAGGAACUGGAACAGACAUUUCCCGAUGAAGUGGAAUCUUAUAGGGAAAUGCGUGCUGCUUCUGCAGCUGAGCUGAAACGGCUUGCACAAGCACAAAGCACAAUGGCAAAUGGAGAUAUAAAGGUCAAAAGUGAGCUUUAGGAGUCUGUUUCAGAUGGUGUAUGUUAAAAGAAUAUUGCGUCCCAUCUUCAUCAUCUUAGGGGAUUUAGAUACAAGGCCAAAUGGAUACAUUGAUGUAGCUUAGAAUUUUAUGUUGCUUCACCCUACAGUACCUGAUGAGCAAAAUAUGAGAUUAUAAUGACUUUGAUCAUCUUGUCGUGAUAUUGAUGAUCAAAAUUCUUUCGAAUAUGUAACUAAACAGACCUUGUCUCCACCCUUUUUUAAUUAUCAUGGCACGUGUUAUGUAUUUAUUACAUUACUCCUAGCUGUUUUGGCAAUUGUUAUUACUUUACGUGUCAUGUAUGUAGCUGUUACUUUUCUUUCA